Molecule: messenger RNA, 963 nt
Organism: Babesia bovis T2Bo
Lineage: Eukaryota; Apicomplexa; Aconoidasida; Piroplasmida; Babesiidae
Product: SmORF protein
Exons: 1
Coding region: 46-933 (295 amino acids)
Source: RefSeq, a predicted model, not a curated record
UAUGUCUAACAGAUAGCCAUCUCACUUUCUACUAACUUCAGCAAGAUGGUAGCCUUCAACAUGUUAUGGAAGCUCUCUGUAGUUGUGGCAUUCGGGCUGUCUACCACUGUCACCUCUACUGAUGUAGCCCAGGAGCAACUUACGCAGGAUACACUGGACGGCGGAUUCUUUUGUGAGAAUGGCGACAUUGCCACUGAAUCUCAAGAAGUAGUGGAAGGAGACAAUACUGACGUAGAAGAACAGAUAGAGACACCCGAGCAACCCAUGUAUUCCGUUGAUUCGCACCUGCUACCCGAGACGGAAAGCGUGUCAAGUCUUCGUGAGGAGUUGCCCUCUGAUAUGGACAAAGAAGUUCUAAAGGACUGUGAGGAGCCACUAGAACCCGCGGGUCAAAGACGUAUUAAGAAGAUUUUCUCAUUGUAUACCCUUGAUUGGUAUUUGUUAUCCGAGCAGGUAAGCAGAACUGCCUUACGUCGUUCGUUACCAAGCUAUUUGGCUGACAAGGUCCCAGAAGACUGUAAUGAACCAAUAGAUCCUGAGGUGGAAGAACGUAUUAGGAAGUAUUUGCCAUUGUAUACCGUUGAAUGGUAUCUCUAUCGCUUGCCGGGUAACAGAGCUGCGUUACGAUCUUCGUUACCAAAGGAUUUGGCCGCAAAGGUUCCAUUCAACUACCGCAGGUCAGUAGACCCCGCAGUGGAAGAACUUAUUAGGAAAUAUUUCUCUCUGUGUGCUGUUGACUGGUAUCUGUUACCUUUGCCGGAAAAUAGGGCUUCUCUACGUUAUACGUUACCAAAGUAUUUGGCCGCGAUGGUUCCAGAAGACUGCGACACGCUAAUAGAGCCCAAAUUGGAAAAGCGCAUUAGAAAGUUUUUCUCUUUGAGUGAGAAAGAGCAGCAGAAAAUCCGUCUAUCUAAAUGUAAUGGUUCAAAUUAAACUGUAUAGUAUUGCUAAGCUCGAUGUAUU